Brassica rapa (field mustard) is the source of this 1384-nucleotide messenger RNA. RefSeq lists its product as uncharacterized. NCBI's taxonomy places the organism in Eukaryota, Viridiplantae, Streptophyta, Magnoliopsida, Brassicales, Brassicaceae. The record is from RefSeq and is a predicted model, not a curated record.
UGAAGGUUGAAUUAAAUAACAAUCCAUGAGAAGUUGGAUCGAGUUUAAGAAGCUAUACAACAGUCAAUCAGAAAACUGUGCUAAUCAUUGAUGGGAAGCACCAAGGAGUACGAUCCACACAAUCAUGUUUUUAAUAUAGAAACCCUCUGUCCUUCUCGAAAGGUUUGGGUGUCCAAGUUUCAUUAUUGACAAACGUAGCACGAGUAUUGAUUUUACUUGAGUUAACAAAGACCCAUGUGUCUUAAAAGACUUAGGGUGUCGGGAAGACUUAUUAGUUAUUUUGUACAACUUAGCUAGCAAGGAGUUUCUUCUUUGGUAAAUAGUUCACUUGUUUAAAUUAGUCAUUUAUGCAACUAAAGUUUCAACUACUUUAUUCAGCAGUCGUUGUCAACUUCUACUUGUCUAAGAAGUAUCGCCUUCUAUUUAAAUGUCUCUCAAAGCCAUCUCUUUCGCACAAACAACAACUUUUCUUCUUCUUUUCUCUCUCUCCUCUCUCCACUCUCUCUCUCUCUCAUUGCGAAGAUGAUAGAUUCUACCUUGGAGUUCGUCAACAAAACCACUUCCAAUUCUUUAUUUAUGUUUCUCUUCUGUAACUUGAUCAUCAUCUUAAUCCUCUUGGGAAAUCCUAAACCCGGUUCGGAAGAUAAAUCAAAUCCCGGUUCGAAGGAACCCAUGUUCAUACCUGAAUCGGUUCUCUCUUCCAAAUCCAUGUUGUUAUCUGAGUCGACGACUCUCAAUUCAAAGUCCGGUUUAAAGAAACCCGUGUUGAUACCUGAAUCAGUUCUUUCUUCCAAACCCGUGUUAGUAGCUGAAUCGGUUCUUUCUUCCAAACCCGGUUUGAUCUCUGAUUCUACUCUCCCAUCAAAUCCAGGUUUACAAGAACCGGAAAUGAUAUCUGAGUCGGUUCUUCUCUCCUCCAAACCUGCCGGUUCUGAUCAAUCGUUGACUUCCAAAUCCGGUUUGAAUGUAAUAUCUUUGAAACCCGGUUCAGACUGUUCAGAGAAGGACGAGAAAGGGAGAAUGAGGAAGAAAGAGAGCUUGGAAGUAGAGAAUGAGAGCUUGGAAGUGGAGUGUGUGCUUCGAAGACGAGUUGAAGAAUUUAUUCGUAAAGUUAAUACUCAAUGGAAAUCAGAGAACACCAACAGAGAUUAUCUCUUAUACUAAUCAGAGUUUUGUUUUGUAAUUACCAAGUGCUCUAUAAAAAACCUAUGAAUGGGAAGCAACAAGUGUUACAAAAAAAAAAACUCAAACUAGCUAAAUUCUGUAUCCAAACCACAUCAUACUCCUGCUAUUUCAAAAUUUAAAAUUUAUGUGUAUUUUUUUGUAAGUAACAGGUUUCAAUAAUUUUAAACCAAUAAUUAAAUUUAAAAAUAAUAAUUUCUCA